AUGUCUUCACCAGAUGAGUCGCCAGCUCAGCGAGCAGCCCGUCUCCGACGUGAGCGCCGUGAAGCUAAAAUCAAAGAGGGUGGUGCAGCGCGUUUGGAUAAGAUUACUAGUCUCAGCGGACGUACACCCGCAAGCAGUACGGACUCCCCUUCUUUUGUCUCUGUUGCACUCAUUACCCUGGUCUCUGGGGGUCGGAGAGCGGAAGCUAACUUCAGUUCUGCAGUGCGUGAAGAGGCGUCUCCAUCGCCAUCGCCAACCCCCCAGUCUCCUGCACAGAUAUCAUCUACGCCAGAGACCGAAAAGCCUCAACCGCAACCAGCACCAGCACCGACACCAGCAUCAGCACCAGCCCAGCCAACGUCGAACCCCGAGCCUCAGUCUCCCGAAAAUCUACAAGCACAACAAGAGUUAUUCCGCGCCCUUCUACGCCAAGGUGGACCAUCAUCUUCUGAGCAGGGCCCUCAGGAGGAGGAUCCCACAAUGCAAAUGCUCAAUACCUUGAUGGCAGGAAUGAAUGGGCAAGAUCAAGCUGCCGGCGGCGGAGCUGGUGGCGGAGCUGGUGGUGGUCCAUCACCCGCCGAACUCGUGUCUGCCCUGGGGCUCCCUCCGUUUGUCGCGGAUCUGCUUGGAGCUGCAACUCACAAACCUACCGAUGAGGAGAAGAAAGAGGUCCGGACGUGGAAAAUGCUGCACCUACUGUUUGCAGUCGCAGUCGGGAUCUACUUGCUCAUGCUCAUCGGAACUUCGGUUUCCACCUUCGGUAGCCAGCCACCACCUCCUGCCACUGCACAGAACCCAUUCCUUUAUUUUACCACGGGAGAAGUGGUGUUGACUGGCGCGAGGUUAAUGAGCAAGGGUCGGACUGGGAGAGCUGCCGGGAUAAUGCUUUGGCUUCAACUCUUCCAGGACAUAGUCCGCGACGGUAGCCUUGUCGUGUUCUUGCUGGGGAUGGGCGCUUGGUGGAGCCGUGAGUGGACGGUCUAUUAA
Messenger RNA from Aspergillus nomiae NRRL 13137, 987 nucleotides. RefSeq lists its product as uncharacterized. The coding region runs from base 1 to 987 and encodes 328 amino acids. The record is from RefSeq and is a predicted model, not a curated record. NCBI's taxonomy places the organism in Eukaryota, Fungi, Ascomycota, Eurotiomycetes, Eurotiales, Aspergillaceae. Gene Ontology annotation, biological process: retrograde vesicle-mediated transport, Golgi to endoplasmic reticulum. The transcript has a single exon.